UUUUUAUUCACGAAGCAUAAGGUUAACGGUUUAAAACGAUAUUUUUAAAACAAAGCAAACCAUUGAUAGGAACCAUGGUGUGGAUAUGGAAAGGUUAUUCUUGUUGCAAGUAACCCCAUGGUAUCCCAUGAGCGGUCAUUGGAAUCAUACGCAGUCAUACAUUGUUGAUUAUUGGGCAAAAUGUCUCGCAGGUCACCGUCAGAACUGAGAGCACAGGAAAGACACUCUUCUGCCACCACACAGCAAAACAAAUAUCACACAAAAGUAAUAGUCAAGCAGGGCCAGUGGCUAAUUACCUUUUAUCUGUUAUCAUAAACGGGAUACGUAUCGAGUGUACGAUGGCAUAUUGCUUCCUGAUUUUCCUCUCUGAAAAGACCUUUUAAAUUGAUCAUUUCCAAUGUCUUUACAAGCCCUUGGCAAAAUCCUCUAAUAACUCAGUUUUGUGCGAGCGUGGCAGUCUGCACAAGCCAUUGUCCUUCUGUACUGUUUUCUCAAGUUGACUCUGUAACGAUUCCCUUUCGAUGGAAGCAACAGAGUAUCUUUAAUAUCAUUGUCUUGGGUUUCUGCGUGUAAUGCGAGGAGAAGCAAUGGAAAUAGUGGCUGCCAGCUUGAAUGCACACUCCGCGGCAUUACAUAAUCAUCAUUAAUCCACAGUAGAAUGUAAUUCACGUGAGUGGCUCGAGUGUGUAGGCGGUUCGACGGCGUGCGGACAGCUGAGUUGGGUUCAAACAUCCUGGGCCAACACAACAGGACGAGCGGUCAUUUGCAGCAAGCGAUUCGAAAACGACAACAGUCGGCAGCAAAACUUACGUGCGGCUGUCAAUUGUGAACGCAGCAGUAUAGAAGGGCCCACGUACGGUCCUCCUGUCACGCACAAAUACUCUGACACAUUGGGUGACUGCACGUAUCCUGUUACACUUGUCGGUGGUGCUGUCGCCGCACGCAUUCUUUUCAAUACUCCAAGCAUACAGAGCAAUUAGAACUUGGACGAUUUUUCAAUACUGAAAGACACUCGUAUCCUGUCGCAACGGCGACGUCAUCCGAAUGUCCACAGCACCGACGGGUAAUGACUUCAAGCAAUCUGGAUGACGCGGUGUAUGCGAGCAACGUCACAGAUAAACGCUCGCUGCCCCAAAGCUCACAAGAAUCAAAAGAAACCGAAAACCCUGCUCAACAUUUGGGCCCAUCAAGAAGAGCAAAACCUAGAAAGUUCGGGUAUUUGACGCUGGACGUCGGUACACCUCUUUGGGACGCCUUGCCACCUUCAUUACUCGCUCGAUUAGAUGCACAGAUGACGGAGGAUGGCACAGACCACGAUGAGAUCAGACCGCUCUCUUUGGCUGAAAAACAAAAGUCUGCAGAAUUCCGGGCAAGGUCCAUUUCGACACCGGAUUUGGUGGGAACAAGGCCAGGGCCAGCCAGAGAUAGAGCAGCAAGUCAUGGGAUGAGCGGGGGAAUGUCUCAGGUCCGUACUGGUGCAGGUUCUGGAGUUAAUAGACGACUGAGGUCAAGGUCAGCUCCAUCAACCAACGUCCUGGAUGUCAUGGCCGCAGCCCGCGAGGGCGCGUCGACAUUACAUGAAAGACAAGCACAUGAUGCAAACGGGGGCCUAACUACUACCUAUUCACCGCAACUACCCUCACUGCCCGUAUCUAUUACGUCGCAAAGCGUUCCAGUGCCUAGUUCCCUUCCAUCACCACCUGCCGCUGGUAAUCCACCAUCAGAGCCCUCCACGAUCGUAACAGCCCAAGAUUUGCCCGCACCCACUACUGAUCCAGUAUCGCUUCCCAAAUCACCUCGACCUGAACCCCCAUCCAUUGAUACCAAGCUUGCCGUCACCGCUCCGUCAGCAAUGCCGUUAUCAGCUGAUGCUCAAGUCCGAGCAGAAAAAUCAUGGGACUUGGAUAUACCAACGGUUCAACAGCAGAUCAUGUCACGUCCAAGUUUCAAUUUGCAAAGAGAUACACCAAGUAUGGGACGACCUGCAAUGGAUCACGGUCAUUUGACAGAUGACGAGGAGUAUUACGAAAAGCCAGGAAAACAGUCUUUUUGGGCCGGAUUUCGGCGAUCGUUCAGCGCAAAUCUUGCAAAGCUACGAAAUUCAAAAAGUGGCGUGGAAUUUCCACAGCAUCCACCUGCUGGUUCGGUCGGAUCGGAUUAUCAUUCAGGCCAAGGGGACCCGUCUGGCCAGGGUCCUGGCCUUCCCGGAAAACAUGAGGGUAUUAGCAGGUCAAUAUCGGACAAUAGCAUGCCGAGAUAUUCUCCAUCAAAACCCCUUCCAGAACUUCCAAGUGUACCGGAACAGCCUAAUUCUGUUACUCACGCACGAACAUCACACAAGCCAAACUCACCAUCUUCUCAUGGCCAUUCGUCGAAUGGCUUACCCCAAGCACAACCUAUCAAAUCAUUAGAGUAUCGGCGCGGGCGCUCAAACUCAGCAGCAGCAGCAUUACCCCCUUCACCGUAUGCGGAGGCCAUUGCAGGUCAUUCCUCAUCUCAUCCUGCACGAGUAUAUCCAAUACAAAUGACUGGCGGCGACGAUGCUGAGCAAAUUGCUCUGCUUAUUCGCAAGCACAAGGAAGCCAAUGUAGAUAGACUGACUGGGUCAAUGUCAAUACCACGACGAAGUAGUUCGUAUGUUCCCAAGGGAACUAUGGAGGGGAAGGCAGGAACUUCCUCAUCAUCAUCAACUGGGGAGAUGGGGGUUUCAAAUGACGCUUCUCGGCGAACUAGAGUCGAUUCGAGUGAGGAGGAAAAGGCGGGAGGAUCCGCUGUAUCGAAACAGUCGAAGAAGAGUUCUCGUGAAAGACAAAAGUCAACCAUGGGGGAGCAAGACGCUUCAUACGGGACAGAAGCUCUGAGCCAGGAGGUUGAACCAUUAUCGUCACCCGAUGUGGUAGUUACACACUAUGAUGGUGAGCCGUCACUGAUGAUGCCGAGCGAAGGCUUGACGAACGCAGGGGAGAAGUCGCUCGAAUACCCAUCGCCGGCGCAGCUGACCGACACAUCCCUAGUCGAUAGCCCAAGAACGCAUGUUUCAACAGAUUCGUCGCCUUCAAAACGAUAUCGUGACAUGGACCCAGAACUCGUCGGCAGACUACUCUUUGAGGAUGCUUUGCCGGAGAUACCAUUGGAGAAGGUGUCGGAGAUUAUAGGAAAACCGGAUGACUAUCACAAAGCGGCAUUGCAAAGUUUCAUCCAAUGCUUUGACUUUACUGAUCAGGAUGUGGAUGAGGGCUUCCGGGCUUUUGCAAACCACUUGUUUGUCACGGGAGAGAGCCAAGUUAUCAACCGGAUUCUUACCGCGUACGCGCAGCGAUACUGGACAUGUAAUCCGCGACUUCAUUCACUUUACCCUAACUAUGCACUGGUGGAUAGCAUAAUGGCAUCUCUAAUGAUGCUCAAUACCGAUCUUCAUCGUGCCAACAUUGGAGCUCGUAGUAGUCAGAAGAUUACAAAGAAGCAAUGGGUGAAUAUGGUCUUGGAAGGCCUGACUGCUCAGGUCAAGGAACAUGGUGCGAUGAAUGGCGAGGAAGGACGAGAUGCUCUGAAAAAGUGGACGAAGGCAAUGGAUGUGCAUCUUCGGCGGAUUUAUGAUCGAACCGCGAAACAGCCAUUACCACAGCGAGAGAUACCAAAACCUGCCAGUGACAUUUCACCCGUAGAUCAUCUCGACAGCGCUCUUUCUUCGCCAGAGGGCACCCCGACAUCCCCCACGUCCCCUAUCUUAUCCCGAUUACGGCGUGAUGAGUCUUCUCUAUCUCUGGCAUCAACCAUGUCCACAGGCACAAUGUUUUCCGUCUCAGAAAAACGAAAGGGAACGAUCAGCUCAUUUAUGCUGAGGAGGAAAGGGGAUCGAGGUGAUAUCCGACACGUCUUUUCAAAUGACAGCAUAGGCCCGCAACAACCUCUUGCGCUUAGUUUGGAUUCCCAGCUGAAUCUUGCAGCUGGGGUUUCCGGGUCAACACCUCCAUCCUUGGGCAGGCACUCGACCACAGGCGCAAUGUCUCAACCACGGAGCAGCUCUAGCAGCUGGGGAGCUGGCAGUCCGUCCCCAGCACGCUCCUCACCUGUAACGGAUAUUCAGUUAGAAGGGCAACUGAUACGAAAGCACCUAAAGGAAAGGGAUGAGGUGAAAGCCAAGCACCGGAAAUGGAUCAAAUUGCAUUGCGUGUUGCAGCUUGAUGUCCAAGCGGGCACACUCGAGCUUUGCAUGUAUAAAUUGGAAAGAAACACGGAGAAAGACAAUGCCGGGUUUGUGGCCGGAGGUAUGGAAGGGGAGUCGUUGCCGUUAAGAAGGGUCGCGACUGGGGACAGUACGGGGCCCAAUACGUGGCUUGGCUCAGGUGGGGAACGGAUCAGAGUCAGUUCGGAUAGUGCUAUUCGAGGGGUGCCUCGUCUCGCAUCACAGCCACCACAGACGUUUAAUUUGCUGCACUCGCUGGCAACUCCGCUUCCACCCCCUGGCUAUUCUCAACAGCGACCGCAUGUGUUUACUCUACGGUUGUUUGAUGGCCAGAUCUAUCUUUUCCACGGUUUCAAUGCUGAGGUCGUCCGAGAGUGGGUAAAGACCAUUAAUUUCUGGGCCGCAAGGAAAAGUAAGGAGCCUUUCCCAGGUAGCGGCGGAAAUACAGAGUAUGGGUGGGGGCCCAUUGUAUGGGAACGUGCUCAGCAACGACAGCAGGAACAGGAAUUGGAACAUAGGGAGAGUGGAGAACGGAGCAGCGGGGAGGGAGUCUCUCCGUCCAGUCUCAGUCCACAGGUGGCUAGCCACAAGUAUGCGUCCAGUAUGAGGAGCUUCACGAGUGGGGGGAGCACGGAGAGUGGACGGAGUGUGGCAACCGUUCCAGGUGUAAGUGGAUUCCAUGGCGACGAACCGGUGACUACAGGGCGACGUCACAAUCGGAGGGGAAGUAGAGACAUUGAUAGAAAGAUGAAAAAGAUGAAAAUCAGUGAGUGGAUGCCGCCCGUGCCGUUGGGUAAGGUCAUGAGCACGGCAACUGAGGAAGCUCAGCUGGAAGUGUGGAGACGACAGCAGGACAUUGUAUCUCGGGAUCUUGAAGAGCAUUCUAGCUAUCGGGAUCCAAUGGAAAAAAUGUAUGCUGGAUAUCCUGCUCUCAGACAGAAAGCCACAGCGAACUGGAUGCGAAAACAGCGUUGGUUGAUGCGUGAAUACGAAAAGUACGGAACCUACGCGCAAAUGUUGCGGGAUUGUGUUGAUGAGCGAAGUGCGAUGAACGUCUCGGCAGCCGCCGCUGUCAGUUCGUCGUCGGCUUCCCCUGUCCAUGAUCUCCCUGUUACUCCUGCUCAACCGUCCAGACGGCGGGCGAGUGUAGGGUCUACAUCUUCAGAAUCUAGGAAAGCACGCGGUGCCGCAUCUCCAAAUGAAGCGCCUCAACCUAAUUUAAGCGAAACUCGAGGCAAAGCAGGAAGUUUGGACAUUAUCCGCGAGGUGGGCGGUGACGAUGGCGGCGUGUCGACAGAAACAAAGCCCCGCCCGAGAAGACACAGUUUGGGACGAUUAUUGGACUUUACGCCGCCCCUGAUUUCACCGCGUGCAUCAAGCGGCAGUGGUGGGGCAGACGACAGUGCCAGAGCCCAAGUGGAAAUUGAAUCAGAGAAUGACGCGAGCCUUCCUCUGUCUCCGAUUGGAGAAACUCGCGACACGUUAUGGAGCAAUGAUUUUUCUAGGCAGAGUGAGGAGAGUUGGAGGACUGCGUUGACUGGGGCGGACAGUGAGGACUAGACCUUUUUUUUGGAACAAUGAUUUUUGGGUUUAGUUGGCGAGCUUCAAGGUCACAUGUGUAUAAUUCUUAGAUUUUCCAAUGACAGUUUUCUAUUUGUUUGGCA
Spizellomyces punctatus DAOM BR117 is the source of this 5850-nucleotide messenger RNA. RefSeq lists its product as uncharacterized. The coding region runs from base 1067 to 5746 and encodes 1559 amino acids. The transcript is spliced from 10 exons. Gene Ontology annotation, biological process: regulation of ARF protein signal transduction. The record is from RefSeq and is a predicted model, not a curated record. Lineage: Eukaryota; Fungi; Chytridiomycota; Chytridiomycetes; Spizellomycetales; Spizellomycetaceae. Gene Ontology annotation, molecular function: guanyl-nucleotide exchange factor activity.